This is a messenger RNA of Paramisgurnus dabryanus, 744 nucleotides long. Its product is annotated as galectin-5-like. The record is from RefSeq and is a predicted model, not a curated record. Gene Ontology annotation, biological process: positive regulation of gene expression; negative regulation of type II interferon production; negative regulation of CD4-positive, alpha-beta T cell proliferation. NCBI's taxonomy places the organism in Eukaryota, Metazoa, Chordata, Actinopteri, Cypriniformes, Cobitidae. Gene Ontology annotation, cellular component: cytosol; nucleus. Gene Ontology annotation, molecular function: carbohydrate binding; galactoside binding.
CUGACUAAUAUUUGUUUGAAGUGUUGCUUUCUGUGGAAUUAUGUGGUCAGAUUUCAAUGAUGCCUAUAAAAGGACUUUGGUCUAGGGGUGGGACUUCAAUUAUUUCUAUUUAAAGAACUGGACAUUGUGCAUUGCUAGUUUCACCUGUGCAUUGAUCGGUCUUGUAUACUCAGCUAAGGACUGUAUGAACUGGCAGAAUGACUCCAGUCCCUUACAAAAGCAUUAUCAACGGUGGACUGAAACCUGGAAAAAGCUUUACCGUCCGAGGAGAGGUCAAAUGCAACCCUCAUAGGAUAGACUUCAACCUGUGCCACAGGUUCGGCAUUGCAUUUCACUUCAAGGUCGAAUUUGAUCAGAAUAAGUUAGUGGUCAACACUUGGGAUGUUCAGUGGGGUCCAGAGGAAUAUCCUGCAGGGAUGCCAUUUAAAGCAUGCCAACCCUUUGAGAUCUACAUUUUUUGUACUGAUCACUCCUUCAACGUGAUUGUGAAUGGUGUACAAGUACACUCUUACAAGCAUCGCUUUUUGCCAUUGAAUGAAAUUGAUGUUUUUGAAGUUCUUGGAGAUGUGCAGAUAAAUCAUGUCGAUGCUUAGCAGAGAUUUCAUCUAUUUUAACAUUCAAGAUCAUCAAGUCAAUGUAGAAUGUCAUAUGUUUCUAAUGCAUUUGCUUGAUAAUUUUAUUGAUUACGUUGUCCCCUGCAUCUUGGAUUGUAUACCAGUAAACUGCAUUGACUGAUUUUGAAUA